Messenger RNA from Macroventuria anomochaeta, 2247 nucleotides. RefSeq names its product DUF300-domain-containing protein. The record is from RefSeq and is a predicted model, not a curated record. Bases 398 to 2071 code for a protein of 557 amino acids. The transcript has 4 exons. Gene Ontology annotation, molecular function: transporter activity. Lineage: Eukaryota; Fungi; Ascomycota; Dothideomycetes; Pleosporales; Didymellaceae. Gene Ontology annotation, biological process: transport.
CUGUGAACGAGGUGCAGUAACAAUACGAAAAUGCCCGUUACUGGCACGAAGAUGUUAAUUGCAGGUCGCAUGAGCGGCGUUGAGACGCCACUACGCAGGGCUGACCCGUCAUGCAGGGACACAGGGCGCGCUACCGUGAAUCGUCGUCACCCUGUGGGUCGCUGAAACGUUCAUUCCUGACCAACGUGCAGCGCUCAAAAGGAUUGCAUCGUCCGGCGCGACAUUCUCUUUCUCCUAAUGCUGCCUCCAUGGCGUUUCUGACCCCUCCAACGCCCAAACGAACAUAGCAGGAGCACCUUGGCCCACGCCGCAAUCGACUGCUCCCACGCGCGCAUUCCGCAUUUCCGUACCGCCAAUCUCCUCCCACGACCGAUGCUCAGCCCUCACUCGACGCGCCAUGGACGCUCACUUAUGGACACGCGCCGGGCAAUACGACCCUAUUCCGCACCUCAGUAGGAGAGCAGAUUGCAAGAGUGACAUAUAUGAACACGAGACAAUUAUUGAGAAGCCGCUAUGGAAGGCCCUCACAUUCCACCAUUUUGGCCUCAUCCUCUCAGCGAUAUUUGGCGCAAUUGCCGUAAUCAUAGCCUUCUUUCUCAUCAUACGGCAUGCUACACACUACUUGAAGCCGUAUGAGCAGAAGCACAUCAUUCGAAUCCUGGUCAUGAUCCCCAUCUACGCCGUCGUCUCCUUCCUCAGCUACCUCUACUACAAGAAAGCUAUCUACUUCGAGGUCCUGCGAGAUUGCUACGAAGCCUUCGCCAUUGCCAGCUUCUUCACGCUCAUGUGCCACUACAUUGCGCCGAACCUCCACGAGCAAAAGGAGUACUUCAGAAACGUCGAGCCAAAAAACUGGGUCUGGCCAGUUACAUGGAUGCAGAAGUGUUCAGGCGGCGAGGACAAGGGAUGGCUGAGGAAGCCAAGGAGCGGGCUGACGUGGUUCAACGUUGUUUGGAUUAGCAUCUUCCAGUAUUGCUUCAUUCGCCCGUUUUUCACCAUCGUUGCUGUGGUCGCACAGACGCAGGGUCGCUACUGCUCGAGCUCCAAGGAUCCUCGCUAUGCAUACAUCUGGGUUGCAGGCUUCGAAGCCGUAUCGGUCACGAUCGCCAUGUACUGUGUUGUACAGUUUUACAUACAACUGAAGGAUGAUCUGGCGUCCCAACGACCAUUCUUGAAGGUGCUGUGCAUCAAGCUUGUCAUCUUCUUCUGCUUCUGGCAGAGCUGGGUCAUAUCGCUGCUGACAGCAGAUGGCGGUCCCUUGAAGGCAACAGAUCAGAUUGCUGGACCUGAUCUGCGCAUUGGUAUCCCUUCGAUGCUUACCUGCGUCGAAAUGGCCAUCUUUUCGAUCCUGCAUCUCUUCGCAUUCCCAUGGAAACCCUACGAUCUCAAGCGCCAGAGCCCAUUGGAUACUACUAUUGACGGGUACUCGGCGCAACCAACGAAGUAUGCAAACGGACCAGCACGCGCUCUUCUGGAUGCUCUGAAUCCCUGGGAUAUCAUCAAGGCCUGCGGCCGUGGCUUUCGUUGGCUCUUCUACGGCGCACGACACCGCAAGAAUGAUCCCUCGUACCAGACCAAGCUCGAGCCUGUCACUACGAACACUAGCUACAGUGGCCCAACAUUCGCAGGCAACGGCGAGCCUGUCAAUGUGCCAGCGUCUACGAAGAAGAACGAAGGGUCUGGUGACUCGGAUACUACAGAGCUUCUGAGUGACACGCAAGCUAAUCCGUAUGUGCAUCAGGGUUCAAGUUCGUACGACAGCGCGUACGGACCCGGAGCAAGUGCCUACGGAAGUCCUCCAAAUCCAGACCGCCUUCCGCAAGCGCCGACUCCAGGACAGGAAUACGGCAUAGCGCACCAAGGACACGGAGACGAGCGAUUUCAGGACUUUGAACGGCAAGAUACAACGUAUCAUGGCGGUGUAGUAGCGAACAGCUACUACGAGCGACCGAGAUACUAUCAAGAGGAGAGCGUUGUAAGGCCGAGCACAGAGUGGGACAUGUUUGCUGGUGCAACAAAACCUGCUCAGAGGCCACAAGGUGGUAACAACCAGCCUUCAGGGUGGAUAUAGGAUUGCAUUUUGAUUUGCUUGCAUACGACAUCUGAAAGAGUUGCAUAUGAUAUCCCACGUCAGGCGUUUGGUUUGUUUGGAUAUUCUGGUGCGUGCUCGCCCUCUCAGGUUAGGAAGGAACCGUCCCAGUGCCUUCUGCGUGGGAAGCAGGCUAGCAGCAACAACAACUUCUUAUC